Actinia tenebrosa (Australian red waratah sea anemone) is the source of this 3612-nucleotide messenger RNA. Its product is annotated as synaptotagmin-1. NCBI's taxonomy places the organism in Eukaryota, Metazoa, Cnidaria, Anthozoa, Actiniaria, Actiniidae. Gene Ontology annotation, cellular component: exocytic vesicle; plasma membrane. Gene Ontology annotation, biological process: synaptic vesicle endocytosis; calcium ion-regulated exocytosis of neurotransmitter. Gene Ontology annotation, molecular function: SNARE binding; calcium-dependent phospholipid binding; clathrin binding. The record is from RefSeq and is a predicted model, not a curated record.
UAAUUCAUGGUUAUUGAUUAGCGAAAAAACCAGGCAAAUAUUAACUUACAUAACGAAAGAAAUCGAAAACAUACAACGACAAAAUAUGAUCUCAAAGCUGAAAAACGUUUUGAAAUUCGCACAAACGGAAAUGAUGACGCAGGUGAAAUAUUUUUAGAACAAUGUUUUUCCUUCUAAUUGGCUGUGAUUGGCAUUUAUUAAUUAUUAGGUACUUGUAAGAGCCAUUCCGUUAUAAAAAUAGUGCCCUUGGAUUAGAGAUCUAAAAGAAUCGAAACGUCAGUCGAUCUGGCUAUUAAAACGAUACCAAAGAUUGGAACCAAAACAACAUCGCACAAUCAUCCGAUACAGUGGAUUUAAGCUUGUGAUGGAGGAAAGUCUUUUAGAAUGUAGUUCAUCCUUGCAUAUCACCGUUCUGCAUGUCAGGUGACUUGGCGUGACUUCUGCGUGACCGAAUGAUGUCGUGACCCGUUCAGCGCAUACGGUCGAUCAAGUGACCGCUUGAGCUACUUUUAAGGAUUUCGACCCUCGUCGUAGCAAGCAAAACACGAGCUACAUCAGUCGUAUGAUAUGGCAGAACACAGGUGUGACGUGUUUUAUAGGAUUGUUGGUAUUCCCUGUGGUCAUUGGCUUAGCGAUUGGAUAUCUUAUCGUACUAGGAGGCGUGACAGGGUACAGGAAAAUCAAUACAAGAAACAAGAAUAAUGAUAAAAAUAAAGAUGGUUAUCAGCGAAUCAAGGUUGUGUUGGGGGAAGAAUUAGUAGAGAGUUCUUUCCCUGACACUGUGUCGCUCAACGUACAAGAUGGCGCACGAGAUAGAUCAAACUCUCAACCCAAAAAGUAUUAUAACCAUCGCUUGGUAAACCAGAACACAGACAAUGGAUAUGUGAAAACAUUUAGGCAACAGGAUGGCAGGGAAUCAGCGGAAGAUACUGCGCAUGAGUUGAACCAGGAAUACCGCAGUGCAGACGAGAGUGAUGGCUCAAGUCUGCAUGCUUCAAUGGAGGACAAUAUUGAUAAAACAGAAGACGAAGAACACGAAACGAGAAGAAAAGAACAAAGGAAAACUAGGUCUAACAGGACUUAUCACAGUCCAAAGAAAUUAAACACAGUUGAACUUGACAAGUUACUAUCUCCCGACUCACCAGAACAUGGGACACUUGGAAAACUGCGCUUUGCGCUUCACUACAACGCGCUGAAUAACGAACUGCAAGUGAAUAUAAUCAAAGCCUCUAACCUCCCUAUUUACGACAACAGGGAGGGUGUUAACCCGUAUGUAAAGAUAAGUCUUCUACCACAGCAGUUCUGUUGGCAAAGGACUAAGAUUAUAGAGAACAACUCUAACCCUGUCUUCAACGAAAGCUUCGUUAUUUCAGGAUUUUCUAAACAGAGAAUCGAUGAUUACACUCUACGUUUCUGUGUGGUGAAUUACCAUGAUCAGUUUAAAGAUAAUUACGCUGAUGAUGUGUUGGGAGAUAUUCACUUUCCUCUAACUGCACUCAAUACUAUCGAUAACAAACCAACUGCAUCGAUCACUAAAUGGAUGAACCUGCAGCCUGUCCCCGUUGGCAGAAAGCUUGAACCAGAAGAACUUGGGGAGAUAUGUGUAUCCCUUUGUUACCGACCAAUCAGCGGUCGUUUUAUUGUCACGCUGACCAAAGUUCGUGGUCUUCCCAAAGUAGCACUUGAUAGAACAGAUCCCUACAUCAAGAUCUCUCUCUUCUGUGACGGAAUAAGGAUUUCCAAAGCAAACACAAGAGUCAAGAGGAAAACUCUCAACCCAAUCUACAAUGAAAAAUUUAACUUCAACGUAACAUCGGACCAGAUCUCCCUUACCACAGUCGUACUGAAGGUCGUCAAUCACUAUGACGUCACGCACGGUGGCGGCGGAGGCCUAGGGCAAGUAAUACUCGGUUAUAAUUCUCAAGGGUCUGGGCAAGAGCAUUGGAAUGCAAUGGUGGAAUCACCAGGCAGACAUGUGGAGAAAUGGCACAAAGUUUACAAGGAUAACUCGAUAUAGAGAAAUAAACCAACUGGUAUUGGUUAAUUCUUCGAGGAUUUGAGAAGACAGGACAAAAAGUGCUAAUAAUCAUGCCAUAAUGCUGACUGCAGCACAAGUUGGCCAGUCGAGAAAACAUGCUAAUAACGUGCUACGUUACUAUGGUAUCGCUACUGAAUACACCAAUGAGAGUACGUUAAUGAUCAUAGUGAGUAACAGUACCUAAUCGUACGAGAAAAUAUGAUGAUUAUGGUAUGAACACCGAAAACAUGUCAUCAACCAUCAUCUCAAUCGCCUUGAGAAACGAGGUGUUUGAAGAAGAGGAAAAAACAAACACGCGAUUUCCUAACCACACUCGCCUUCCUAUCCAAGAUGCUAAAGAUGCGCAUAGAACAAGAACAUCAAACAGAUCGGAUCAAGAUAGAUCAGGAUAGGUCAGGAUAACCACACAUUCCUGUCAUCAAGCGAAGGCCAUAAGAACGACAACCACAAACAAACCUUGCUUACGUUACUGCACGUACUGAUCACUUCUACUGAUAAUCGAUUCCACAGCCUUCGAUAACACUCAGCUAUGUUACGACAGCAGAUACAAGGAGAGCGAGCGCAGUGAUGCCUUUGGACAAAGACUCUACAGUUAUUGAGUUUCAUUUGGGCCUAGUUGAGCAGGAGCCGAAGGGCUGCAUGUCCAAUACAUUGAUGCUGCGUGCGCUUUACGAGAGUAAAGGAACAGCGUUAUAAUGAACAGAACUUGAACUUGUCUUGUGUUAUAACUUGUAAAAAGGUUUGUUUUAUCUCGUUUAUGUACACACAAAAAAAAUUCUAGUAGAAAAAAAUAAGACAUACAAACAUAAUAUAUAAAAAGGGGCACCUUUGUUAUUCUAUAAACUAUUGCGAUAGAUAUAAUAUUAUUGUAGAGAGAAUGAUAUUAGAAUGGCGCUUCAUGUUGACAGCAAGAAUCACCUAUGCAAAAAAUACUAUGUUUUUAAGUAUAAGGUUAGUUUGGACAGAAAAUAAUAACAAAUUCAUAGGAUUGUAUCAAUAUUUAAAUAACCUUAAGAAAACUCCAUUAUAAAAUACAAAUUAUGGGUCUCUUGCUAUAGUACAUCAGAUGGAUGACCAUCACUGGAAUAUUACAGGACCUUUUAACAUUAGACCCAAUGUUUUCGCACCCAUUUCAGACCACGUGUCAUUCUCUUGAAAAUAAGAUUCUUUGUUUGAGUGGUAUCCAUCUUCGUUUGUCAUCUCUUGCGCAACCGUUAAACAAAGAAAUAAGACUCUAGGGAUUAAAACGCGGUCUGAAAUGGGAAAACUGAUGUCCAAGGUAAAGAGAUCUAUUAGACUUGUAGUGGAUAUUUUGUAGGUAAUCCUUAAUUCUCACUUUGAAAAAACAUGUUAUAGUCCACGCAAUCCUCUACUUAUAUCGAUUGAUGCAUUGGUAAUGUACCCUUCUCGAUAAGGAAUCGAUUCCUUCCGAUGGGGUAACUUGGUGACCACGCUUCCUUCCUCGUGGAGCGCAGAACGAUUUGAAAUGAAGGACAUAGCAUUAAAAUAUUGAAGUUCAAAAGAAUAAGUAUCCAUAAUGAAAUAAAAACUAUAUGUCUAUUUGAAAUUGAUUA